AUGAGAGAGCAGUAUGAGGAGGAGCAGGAGGCCAAAGCUGAGCUGCAGCCCGCUAUGUCCAAGGCUAACAGUGAGGUGGCUCAGUGGAGAACCAUAUAUGAAACUGAUGCCAUUCAGCGCACUGAGGAGCUCGAGGAGGCCAAGAAAAAGCUUGCCCAGCGUCUUCAGGAUGCGGAAGAGUCCAUCGAGGCCAUGAAUGUGAAAUGUGCCUCUCUGGAGAAGACCAAACAGAGGCUACAGGGUGAAGUGGAGGUCUUGAUGAUUGACGUGGAGAGAGCUAAUGCUCUGGCUGCAAACCUGGACAAGAAGCAGAGGAACUUUGACAAGGUUCUUGCAGAGUGGAAGCAGAAGUAUGAAGAGAGUCAGGUCGAGCUGGAAGGAGCUCUGAAGGAGGCGCAUGCUUUGAACACAGAGAUGUUCAAAAUGAAAAACUCCUAUGAAGAAGCUCUGGACCACCUGGAGACCCUGAAGAGGGAGAACAAGAACCUGCAACAGGAAAUAAGUGAUUUGACUGAGCAUAUUAGUGAAACAGGAAAGACAAUUCAUGAACUGGAGAAGGGUAAGAAAACUGCAGAGAAUGAGGUCAAGCCCUUCGUGGAGCCCCAAGAUUUGGACCAAGCAGACUAUUGCUCUUGGUGGAUCCAGCAGCAGCUGGAGGAGGCUAAGAACUUAUCCGUUAAUGUAAAGAUCCUGCCUUCUCCACUGCUGUUGUAG
This is a messenger RNA of Girardinichthys multiradiatus, 714 nucleotides long. RefSeq names its product myosin heavy chain, fast skeletal muscle-like. The transcript has 3 exons. Bases 1 to 714 code for a protein of 237 amino acids. Gene Ontology annotation, cellular component: myosin complex. Lineage: Eukaryota; Metazoa; Chordata; Actinopteri; Cyprinodontiformes; Goodeidae. The record is from RefSeq and is a predicted model, not a curated record.